Messenger RNA from Phyllostomus hastatus (greater spear-nosed bat), 960 nucleotides. It is a transcript of the gene MSANTD1, whose product is annotated as Myb/SANT DNA binding domain containing 1. Lineage: Eukaryota; Metazoa; Chordata; Mammalia; Chiroptera; Phyllostomidae. Gene Ontology annotation, cellular component: nuclear body. The transcript has 3 exons. The coding region runs from base 1 to 762 and encodes 253 amino acids. Gene Ontology annotation, biological process: positive regulation of DNA-templated transcription. The record is from RefSeq and is a predicted model, not a curated record.
AUGGCCGCAGCCGAGGUGCCCAUGCGCCUCGCGUCCCCGCAGGCGGAGAAGCACCGGCGGGCCCGCAACUGGACCGACGCCGAGAUGCGUGGCCUGCUACUCGUCUGGGAGGAGUUCUUCGACGAGCUCAAGCAGACCAAGCGCAACGCCCGGGUGUACGAGAAGAUGGCCAGCAAGCUGCUGGAGAUGACCGGCGAGCGCCGGCUGGGCGAGGAGAUCAAGAUCAAGAUCACGAACAUGACCUUCCAGUACAGGAAAUUAAAAUGCAUGGCAGAUAGCGAGUCCGUCCCGCCCGACUGGCCCUAUUACCUAGCCAUUGAUAGGAUUCUGGCCAAGGUCCCCGAGCCCGGCGACGGCCAGCCGCCGGGGCCCUCCGCGUCCCAGACCGAGGGGUCCCUGUCGCCGUCGGCUAAGUCCACCCCCCUGUACUCACCGUAUGACCCGUGCUCCUACGAUGGCGGCCUCCACCUCCAGGACGGACGCUCCUCCAGCUCCUCCAGCUCACUGUCCCUUAAGUUCAGGUCGGAGGAGCGGCCGGCAAAGAAGCGCAAGGUGCAGAGCUGCCACCUGCAGAAGAAGAAGCUGCGGCUGCUGGAGGCCAUGCUGGAGGAGCAGCGGCGGCUGGGCCGCGCCGUGGAGGAGACCUGCCGGGAGGUGCGCCGCGUGCUGGACCAGCAGAGCCUGCUGCAGGUGCAGGGCCUGCAGCUGCAGGAGCGCAUGAUGAGCCUGCUCGAGAGGCUGGUCGCCAAGGCCAGCGGCUAGGGCCCCAUGGCCCCCCUCCAGCUCGGAGCCCCCCUCAGACCCGGCCCCAGACCGCCCCGGGGGACUCCCCAGGGAGAACUGCUGAGUCCACUCUCCGGCAUGGUCGCCGUCGGGGACGCGGGAAGUGGCGUUUGGUAUCACGUGUGUGACUCCUCCUUCCCCAACCGGGGGAACGCAGGUUCUCCCUCACCAGGGCCC